AUAGAGGACAUCAUUGGCACCGUUCGAGAUUCCAACCUGAAGCUGACACUGGCCUUUGGGAUCGGCAUGCAUCAUGCAGGACUCCAUGAGAGAGACAGAAAGACUGUAGAGGAACUGUUUGUCAACUGUAAGAUUCAGGUUCUGAUUGCUACCAGCACUCUGGCCUGGGGAGUGAACUUCCCCGCUCACCUGGUUGUCGUCAAGGGAACCGAGUACUACGAUGGCAAAUCCAGGCGCUAUGUGGACUACCCCAUCACAGACGUGCUGCAGAUGAUGGGGCGAGCAGGCCGUCCUCAGUUUGAUGACCAGGGCAAAGCAGUCAUCCUUGUCCACGACAUAAAGAAGGAUUUCUACAAGAAGUUUCUGUACGAGCCGUUUCCUGUAGAGUCCAGCCUCCUCGGCGUGCUCUCUGAUCAUCUGAAUGCUGAGAUUGCUGCAGGAACCAUCUCAUCCAAGCAGGACGCCAUGGACUACAUCACCUGGACCUACUUCUUCAGACGGCUGAUGAUGAAUCCCAGUUAUUACAGCCUAGAGGACAUCAGCCACGAGUCUAUUAACAGGUAUCUGUCCAACCUGGUGGAGAGAAGCCUGCGUGACCUCGAGGGCUCCUACUGCAUUGAAAUUAAAGAGGACGAUCAGUCGACGGAGCCUCUUACCUACGGUCGCAUUGCCUCCUAUUACUACCUGAAGCACCAGACCAUCCGCACGUUCAAGGAGCGCCUCAGGGCGGAGCUACCCAUACACGAGCUGCUCUCUGUGCUCACGGAUGCAGAAGAGUAUGCCGAGCUGCCCGUCAGACACAACGAGGACCAGCUGAACAGCCAGCUGGCUCAGCAGCUCCCCUUGCAGGUCAACCCCCACUCCUAUGAUAGCGCACACACCAAGACCCACCUGCUGCUGCAGGCCCACUUCGGCCACGCCCAGCUGCCUUGCAGCGACUACACCACCGACACCAAAACUGUGCUGGACAACGCCAUCCGCAUCUGUCAGGCAAUGCUGGAUGUAGCUGCCAAUGAAGGCUGGCUCGUCACAGCCAUCAGCAUCUGCAAUCUUGUGCAAAUGAUCGUCCAGGGCCGCUGGCUGCACGACUCCUCCUUACUGACGCUCCCACACGUAGAACAGCAACACCUCGGCCUGUUCAGGAACAGGGGAAACAGGAAGGGGCAGGGAGGUUUGAACGAGCCGAUCGAAGGACUUCCUGAGCUGAUCGCUGCCUGUAAUGGAAAUGAAAGCGUCUUCUCUGCUAUGGUGGCCCGACAGCUUCAUCCGAGUCAGACUGCUCAGGCGUGGUCGUUCCUGAGCCAUCUCCCAGUGCUGGAAGUUGAGAUGAGCAUGAAGGGCUGGUGGGAGGAGAGCCAGGAGCAGACGGAGCGUCCCAUCCCUGCAGCAGGAGCUAACCUCAGGAAGGAGAGCAGCUGGCUCGACGUCCACGCUGACCAGGAGUAUGUUCUGCAGGUGUCACUGAGACGCCUCAAUCUGGGACAGCAGAGGAGGAGGCAGGACAGCAAGGCCCAAGCUCCCAGGUUCCCCAAGGCCAAGGAUGAGGGCUGGUUCCUCGUGCUGGGGGAGGUGGAUCGCAGGGAGCUGCUGGCUGUGAAACGGCUGGGAUACGUGCGUAACCACACGGCCGUGUCCAUGGCCUUCUACACCCCGGAGAGGACCGGAAAGUGUAUUUACACGCUGUACCUGAUGAGUGACAGCUACCUGGGUCUGGACCAGCAGUAUGAUGUUCACCUGAACGUAACGCCUGCCAGCAUCGCUGCACAGGUCAACAGCGAGGUCUCACAUUCGGAUCUGUCCCUGGGCUGAGGAAGUACCUCUGUGUCACGUCGGCGACGUCUGUCAGUCACCGCUUUGCUGACCUCGGAAGUGACGUCGUUUCUUUCUCACGCACUGUGGCUGUGCUCACUGUGGUGCACCGGUGCCAAGGACCGCCUCAUUCUCAUUCAUUUAACUUUCAAUUGGUAACAUCCAACAAGAGUCUGCUGCUGCGCCGUUCUUGAUUGGCUGGAUCUUUGUGUGUGGUGUCAGAUAUAUAAGCAUGGCGGCACACGUUCGAACAGCAGCUGUGUAGCUGUGAAAUGUAGCUCUGUGCCUGAAUUGUAGAGAACAUCGUACAGAUUAUACCAAAGCACAUCACCGAACACAAACAGGUUGCUGUCGUGUUUGGGAGGUUGUGGGCUGACAGUAACACAAGCUGUGUUAAAUGUGAGCACGCUGUGGAGCUUCAGCUCAACAACAGGAUCAUACAUUUCCCUGACUCCGUGCCUGUGUGGAUGUGGAAACGCAGUGUGACAAACCUUCUGUGGCCUCGUGUUGGAGCAGCAGCCAGUGUGGGUGAGAGAUUUCUGUGAAGGGCAGAAAAUGUGCAAAUCGUUUUGGAUCAGAUGUGGAAACAAAGUGUUUGUUUGGAUGAAGUGCUUUGAGUUCAGGUGUGUGAACAAAGCUUCCUCCUCCCUCACCGCUGCAUGCUUCAGAGGCCCUGAGCCUAACGCUGCUGUGUCUGUGGCCUUUGUGUGGAUGUGUAUGAACCCCGUGAGCAGCACUGUGCCGCCAAUCAUUAAAGAAUUUACAUUUGGUUUUGAAUAAAGUGUUUUGUGUGGCUUCAAA
Messenger RNA from Haplochromis burtoni (Burton's mouthbrooder), 2610 nucleotides. Its product is annotated as activating signal cointegrator 1 complex subunit 3. The record is from RefSeq and is a predicted model, not a curated record. Gene Ontology annotation, molecular function: ATP binding; nucleic acid binding. Lineage: Eukaryota; Metazoa; Chordata; Actinopteri; Cichliformes; Cichlidae.